AUGUUGCUCAUGGCCGACUCCAGAGACUACGAGGGCAACGCUGCGCUGGACAACUACGAUGCUGUGGACCUCGAUGACCGCUCAGACAUCAGCGAGAUGGACGCCACUGCGCGGCGUCUUGCCGAGCUGAGAAUGGCGCGCCGCGACCGCAUCGAGGGCGCAGGCAUCGGGCGCAAGUCGCGCGCGCCGGCCUUCCUGCAGUCCGACGACGAGGAGUCAGACGCCGGCAUCAUCGGCCGGCGCCGGCGGCGACACUACGACGACCGCCCGGAGGAUGUGGAGGAUGCGGGCGCCACAGACCUGCCGCUCGAGCAGCUCGGCGAUGUCAAGACAGACAGCAUUGCCAGCUGGGUCGCCACAGACAACGUGCGCCGCACGAUCAAGCGCGAGUUCCGCAACUUCCUCGUCACGUACGUCGAUGAGCAGGGUGUUAGUGUGUACGGCGCGCGCAUCAAGACGCUCGGUGAACUCAACUCCGAGUCGCUCGAGGUGUCCUUCCUGCACCUCGUGGACAGCAAGGCGAUCCUCGCCUACUUCCUCGCCAACUCGCCGGCGGCCAUGCUGCCCAUCUUCGACGAGGUGGCGUUCGACGUGAUCCUGCUCUACUACCCCUCGUACGACCGCAUCCACCCCGAGAUCCACGUGCGCAUCGCCGACCUGCCGACGUCGAGCACGCUGCGCGACCUGCGCCAGGAGCACCUCAACUCGCUCGUGCGCGUCUCGGGUGUCGUGACGCGCCGAACCGGCGUGUUCCCGCAGCUCAAGUACGUCAAGUUCGACUGCCUGAGCUGCGGCGAGGUCCUCGGGCCCUUCUUCCAGGACGCGAACUCGGAAGUCAAGGUCUCGUUCUGCUCGCACUGCGAGAAGCGCGGGCCGUUCCGCGUCAACUCGCAGCAGACCGUGUACCGCAACUACCAGAAGAUGACGCUGCAGGAGUCGCCCGGCUCGGUGCUGCCCGGCCGCCUGCCGCGCCAUCGCGAGAUCAUCCUGCUGUGGGACCUCAUCGACAGCGCCAAGCCUGGCGAGGAGAUUGAGGUCACGGGCGUGUACCGCAACAACUUCGACGCGGCGCUGAAUACGAAGAACGGCUUCCCCGUCUUUGCCACGGUGCUCGAGGCGAACCACAUUGCGAAGCGCGACGACGCAUACGCCGUGUUCCGCAUGACGGAGGAGGACGAGCGGGCUAUCCGCGCGCUGUCCAAGGACGAGCGGGUCGGGCGGCGCAUCCUGAAGAGCAUUGCGCCCUCGAUCUACGGCCACGAGGACAUCAAGCGUGCCAUUGCGCUCUCGCUCUUCGGCGGCUGCGCCAAGGACGUCGGCGGCAAGCACCGCAUUCGCGGCGACAUCAACGUGCUGCUGCUCGGCGACCCGGGCACGGCCAAGUCGCAGUUCCUCAAGUACGUCGAGAAGACGUCGAGCCGCGCCGUCUUCACGACUGGUCAGGGUGCUAGUGCCGUCGGUCUUACCGCCAGUGUGCGCAAGGACCCGGUCACCCAGGAGUGGACGCUCGAGGGCGGCGCGCUUGUGCUUGCCGACAAGGGCGUGUGCCUCAUCGACGAGUUUGACAAGAUGAACGACGCGGACAGAACCUCGAUCCACGAGGCGAUGGAGCAGCAGAGCAUCUCGAUCUCCAAGGCCGGCAUCGUCACGACGCUGCAGGCCCGCUGCGCCAUCCUCGCAGCUGCGAACCCGACACGAGGCCGCUACAACCCGACGAUUCCCUUCUCGCAGAACGUCGAGCUGACGGAGCCGAUUCUGUCGCGUUUCGACAUUCUCUGCGUCGUGAAGGACACCGUCGACCCCGUCAAGGACGACAUGCUCGCACGCUUCGUCGUCGGCAGCCACACGCGCAGCCACCCGCGCUUCGAGGAGGCGAUCGACGAGGAGCGCGUGGGCACCUCGCUGGAUGCAGACAUCAUCCCGCAAGACCUGCUGCGCAAGUACAUCAUGUACGCCCGCACGCACGUGCGGCCAAAGCUCUCGGGCAUGGACCAGGACCGCAUCGCGCGGCUGUACGCCGACCUGCGCCGCGAGUCUCUGCGCACGGGCUCAUACCCGAUCACCGUGCGCCACCUCGAGAGCAUCAUCCGCAUGUCCGAGGCGAGCGCCAAGAUGGCGCUGCGCGACUUUGUGCGCCCCGACGACGUCGACCUGGCCAUCCAGUGCACGCUCGAGAGCUUCCUCUCGGCGCAGAAGAUGAGCGUCAAGAACACGCUGGCGCGCGGCUUCCGGCGCUACCUGCAUGCCUCGACCGACUCCGACGAGCUGCUGCAGUUCCUGCUGGGCGGCCUGAUCAAGGACCGCAUGCGCUACCUGCAGUCCAGCGCCGCGUCGCGCAGGCGGGCGGCCGGCGCGGCCGAGGAGGACGAGGAGCUCGUGACGGUGCCGCUGGCCGAGCUCGAGAGCCGGGCGCGCGAGGCCAACGUGUACGACUGCCGGCCCUUCCUGCAGGGCCGCCUGUUCAAGAACAACUACUACACGUUUGACGAGCAGACGCGCACCAUCACGAAGCGCUUCGGCGGCAAGCGCCGCGAGGAGCUGUGA
Tilletiopsis washingtonensis is the source of this 2544-nucleotide messenger RNA. RefSeq names its product MCM-domain-containing protein. Gene Ontology annotation, biological process: mitotic DNA replication initiation; double-strand break repair via break-induced replication; DNA replication. The coding region runs from base 1 to 2544 and encodes 847 amino acids. Gene Ontology annotation, cellular component: nucleus; MCM complex. The record is from RefSeq and is a predicted model, not a curated record. Gene Ontology annotation, molecular function: single-stranded DNA binding; single-stranded DNA helicase activity; 3'-5' DNA helicase activity. Lineage: Eukaryota; Fungi; Basidiomycota; Exobasidiomycetes; Entylomatales. The transcript is spliced from 6 exons.